Molecule: messenger RNA, 4044 nt
Organism: Rhizoctonia solani
Lineage: Eukaryota; Fungi; Basidiomycota; Agaricomycetes; Cantharellales; Ceratobasidiaceae
Product: dynamin GTPase
Exons: 22
Coding region: 1-4044 (1347 amino acids)
Biological process (GO): transmembrane transport
Cellular component (GO): microtubule; cytoplasm; membrane
Molecular function (GO): GTPase activity; transmembrane transporter activity; GTP binding
Source: RefSeq, a predicted model, not a curated record
AUGGACUCCAAAGUGACUCUCGAGGGCUCGGUACCAAUCACCCCCACCGUAUCUCUGGAUCAUGAUCCUCGACGAGAGAGCGUCGAGAUGACCGUGUUCAACAGGUCACAUACCGAGGCAGACCAAAUCAAUUCACCCAAAGAUACAAUCGUCUCAACUCACUUAGAUGAUACUGCCGCGCAUCGCAAGGAAAUGAUCGCGAUGGCAGCAGUAUGCUGGACACAAUUCAUGGCAGGUUGGAAUGAUGGUACGCUUGGCCCUUUAAUCCCAACUAUUCAGGAGCACUUUCAUGCGAAUUGGGUUUAUGAUUGUUUCUAUGCUCUUCGUACAGAUUUGGGUUUGGUCGACACUACACCACCUUUUCCUGCCAUGUGUGUGGCAUUAACGAUCAACGGGAUUGGCAUGAGCCUCCAGAAUGCACAGACGAGUUCCCUGGUUAUUUCAUUGACCAGGAAUCCGGGUACAAAAAUGGGAAUGAUGCAUGCGGCCUACGGCGCUGGGGCAUGUGUUUCACCACUGAUUGCUACACAGUUUUCUCAAAUGCCGCGAUGGUCAUUUUAUUUCCUCGUCUCUCUCGGUCUCGCGGUAUCCAACACUGUUUCACAAUCUCUCGUAUUUGGUUUCCGCACUCUCCCAGAGAUGCUUACGAGCUUUGGAAUUCCCGAAGUGGUGCAUACAGCCGAUUCGACUCAAACGAGCAAAUAUAGACAAAUCCUGAACAUAAAGGUUAUAUAUGUCUUGGCCUUCUUUGCAUUGCUGUACGUUGGAACUGAGGUCACUAUCGGAGGCUGGAUUGUUACUUUCUUGAUCGAGAAUCGUGGGGGAGGGUCUUCAUCUGGAUACGUAUCAAGUGGCUUCUUCGCAGGCUUGAUGCUCGGACGACUCGUACUCUUAUGGGUGAACCAAAAGCUUGGAGAACGAAGGGCAGUUUACCUAUAUUCCUGUUUGAUUAUCGGCCUCGAAUUCGUCGUUUGGUUCACGCCUUCGUUGGUCCUCAAUGCUGUUGCCAUUUCGAUCGUUGGACUAUUACUAGGGUAUGCUGCUAUAUUACGUUAUUUAUGUUCAGGUGGAUUCGUACCUGCGUGUCCAAAGGCUUCUGACUGGGGCCAUCAGUUGGAUUGCAAGCUCCGGGAUGAGUGGAUCCGCUAUCUUUCCAUUUAUCACUGGUGUAAUAGCCCAAAAACAUGGUGUGCAAGUCCUGCAACCUUUGAUUGUUGGCUUGUUGGGAACUAUGGUAGCUUCCGGCGUCGCGUCGCGAACAUAAUACGGCGAGGACAACCGCCAGCGGUCAAUGUUCCACAACUACAGGCUACUUUGUCUACCUCCGCGCCACUCCGGCCGAGGUUGAACAUUCCCGCUCAGCAGGUUGCCGAUUCGAUGCGCCAGAUGCAUGUACGCGCAAUCUCUUACACAGCACUGCCACGCUUUGUGGCUCGGGCAUUCAGAGUCCCUAUUGCUGCUGGUACAGUUGGUGCUGGAGCUCUGGGAUACGCAAACUACCGGUUUGAAGAAUUUCGCAAGACAUCAACGGCAUGGAUCUCUGAAGCGCAGGAAACUGCAUCUCAAUUCUUGGGCUCUACAUCCGAAACAGCAUCAAAGUUAUUUGGUACGGCAUCCACAAGCGCAUCUGGGUUAUUGGAAUCAGCUUCAGAAGGACUCGAUGGCAUAAAGGCUCAACUUGCAUCAACGGAGCUACCCUCGUUCGAAACACCCCAGUUCAUGAAGGAUUUGAUAGCGUCCAUAGGCGAAUCGAGGCAAGGCGAAGAUGAUCAAGGAAACACACCUCCAGGAGGCAACGAUAAUGCGUCUGCUGUCGCAUUGGCUGCAGCUAUUGCUGUCACGAGUUCUUCUCCCUCUGAUUCAGAUGUCAAAAGACGUUCUUCGGGUGGUGGCGCACUCAUGAACCUUACCCGUAACCUCAUCGAAGUUCGCUCGAUCCUCCAGACGAUUGAUAUGGGUGACGAUCUCACUGUUCCUAGCAUCGUAGUCAUUGGAAGCCAAAGUUCUGGAAAGAGCUCUGUUCUAGAAGCAAUUGUUGGUCACGAAUUUUUGCCCAAGGGUAAUAAUAUGGUCACUCGUCGCCCCAUCGAGUUAACGCUUGUUUGCACUCCGGAUGCCGCCUCUGAAUGGGCAGAAUUCCCUGCUCUAAAUUCAGGCCGUAUUAGCGACUUUUCUGUUAUUCAAAAACAACUCUACGAUAUGAAUAUGUCCGUUCCGGCUUCAGAAUGCGUUUCUGACUCACCUAUUCAGCUGAAGAUCUGUGGUCCUAAUAUCCCCGACUUGACUAUGAUUGACCUUCCCGGAUAUAUUCAACUUAGCUCCAUGGACCAACCCGAAGAACUUAAAGACAGAAUUGCCGGGCUCGUAGAAAAGUAUAUUCGUCCUCCAAAUAUUAUCCUGGCAGUAUGCGCCGCUGAUGUCGAUUUGGCCAAUUCGCCUGCUCUCCGUGCAUCUCGCAAGGUUGAUCCACUGGGUCGUCGUACCAUUGGUGUAGUUACCAAGAUGGAUCUCGUCCCGCCCGAACAGGGGGCUACUAUCCUCUCUGGAAACCGCUAUCCUCUACAUCUAGGUUACGUUGGAGUUGUUACCAAGCCUGGAAAAGGUGACUACUCGAGCCCCAAGAGCGGCCAGCCUUUGCUCAUGGGUGCUGUCCAGCACCGAGAGGACGCUUUCUUUGGCUCGAAUCGCGAACAUUACACCGGCAGUCUCAUGGUUGGAACCGAUACUCUACGCAAUCGGCUCGAAGAUGUGCUCAAAUCGUCACUGUCAGGAGAGCUUCACAAUAUCACUAAUCGUGUACAACGCGGACUUGAGGAAGCAUCGUAUCAGUUCAAGGUACAAUAUAACGAUCGCCGCGUUUCCGCAGAAUCAUAUGUUGCCGAAUUGAUGGACCAGCUCAAGGCGAAUUUCAAGGAAGCAAGUGCUCAAUUCUCGAAACCUCAGGUUAGGGCGAAACUCAAGGCAAUGCUGGACGAUCGCGUACUCGGAGUUCUCGAACAGAUGUAUUGGACCGACCCUCGCGCGGAGGAGCUCAAUAAGCUUACGGCUGAUGCGCGCAUCCCCAACGCGGCGGCUCUCGAUACAUACUGGCGCUACAAGCUUGAGGCUGCUUCUUCUUUGCUAACCAAAUCCGGCGUUGGACGCGAUGCGACUGCGAUGGUCGCUGACGGUAUCAAAGGUCUCAUCGAUGCACUUGCUGGAACUUCCGGUACUGGCCCCUUCACCCACCACCCCGGCGCUGCAGCCCGUCUUGAAGAACUUGCCCACGAAAUCCUGCGUAGUCGCUUGUCCAUUACCGCUGACCAGGUCGAAAAUGCCAUCAAGCCGUUCAAGUACGAGGUCGAGGUCGAUCCUAACGAAUGGGAGCAUGGUCGCGAAGGAGCGGUUGCAGCCCUCGAGAAGGAACAGGUUUUAUGCACCGAAAAGCUCAGUGCAAUCAAAAGUCGGGUUGGUGGGAACAGAAGGCUGAACCAGCUUCUUACAUACGUAAAGAAUUUAGAGGCUCAGGAACGAGAAAUUGCUGCUAGGAUGGCCAUGAAACGAGAUUCGGGCCAGGAAGUUGAGCAAGAGGUUCCUUCAAUCAUUGAUAAUUACCGGUACAACCCUGCCCAUGUGAUUGAUGCCCGUCAUGCUCAGCUUUAUAUGGAUCGAAUUGCGAUACUGAAAGUUCGUACUGCUAUUCUCAAAGGCAAGAGGUGCCGCACUGGGUUGGAAAACGAUGCGUUCUGUCCGGAAGCCUUCUUAAAUGCUGUGGCGCAAAAGCUCGCAUACACUUCCGCAAUGUUCCUGAAUAUAGAGCUACUUGAUCAUUUCUUUUAUCAGUUCCCACGUGAAAUCGACUCCCGGUUGAUGUAUGAUCUCGACCGUAAUGAGAUCGUGAAGUUUGCUAGGCAGAACCCGAAUAUUAAGGCGCACUUGGAUCUACAGGAAAAGAAGGAUAAACUCGAAACAGUGCUUUCAAAGUUACAAGCAAUUGCCAGCAUGCGCGGCGAAUCCGAGACACGUCCAAGAAGGCAAGCUGGGCUCUUCAGAAGCUUCAUCUAA